ACAAGUCUCCAUCCUCUAUGUUCCAGAGCCAAUUUAUAAUUUUUUUAAAAAGUAGAUUAGAGAAAAUAAUAGUAUUAAUAAUAGAGAGUUGUCACCAUUUGGUUUUACUCAGAUUCGAUCUCUACCGUUUGCAUGACCGCCGUCACUGCGCGCAGCAGUCCUCUGUGCCUUUAAGAGCAUCUCUCGCAGCAGCAUCCUCCUCCUCUGUCACGGACGCGCGCACAGAGGCUCAAUAUUCGAGAGAUACAUCUUAGCGUUUUUACACCGCGGGACACAUCGCAAAUAUCUCAUCAUUUGCAUUCAUCAGCGUCAUUUCUACACUGGACAUUGAUGCAUUUGCCUCCACCGUCGCCGUAGCGGUCCAUCCGAUCGUUAUUUAUUUAUUUUUUUUAUGUCCUUCCUUCCCGCAUCCGAAGACUGAUCUAUACGCUACAAGAUGGCUGAGUUGAAUUUGGGGAAGGGGCUGACCGCGGGGAAAGUGGCCAGCAACGUCCAGAAAAAACUAACCAGAGCCCAGGAGAAGGUUCUCCAGAAGCUUGGCAAAGCCGACGAGACCAAAGACGUGGCCUUCGAGGAGGGGGUUAUCAACUUCACCAAACAAUAUGCUGAAGGCAGCAAACUGCAGAGGGACCUCCGGGCGUACCUGGAGGCGGUGAAAGCCAUGCAUGAGUCCUCCAAGAACGUGCAGGCGUGUCUGGCGGAUAUGUACGAGCCAGAAUGGCACGGCAAAAACGAAGUGGAUUCCGUCGUGGAGGACUGUGAUGUGCUAUGGACGGAUUACCACCAGAAGUUGGUUGAUCAUGCUCUCAUCUCCAUGGAUACUUACCUGGGCCAGUUCCCUGAUAUUAAGGCCCGCAUAGCUAAGAGGGACAGGAAAUUGGUGGAUUACGACAGUGCCAGACACAACUACUCUGCUACGCACAAGACCAAGAAAAAGGACGGGGGCAUUAAAAUUACCAAGCCCUCGUCUUUGUUGGAGCGGGCCACACCAGGUUGGGCUCAGGGUAUCCUGUCUGCACACAACGUUGCCCAGAGCAGUCUGUCCAGGAGCCAGGCCGAGGAGGAGUUGGAGAGAGCCCAGAAGGUGUUUGAGGAGAUUAAUAUCGACUUGCAAGAGGAGUUACCAUCACUCUGGAACAGCCGUGUUGGGUUUUACGUCAGCACCUUCCAGAGUUUGGCUGGUUUCGAGGAGAAGUUUCACAAGGAAAUGAGCCGGUUGGAUCAGGAUUUGUAUGACGUCUUGGACACUUUGGAGCAAACAGACACAACCAGAAAGACAGUUAACCCGAGCGCUUCAACGUCAGGAGCAAAUAGGAGUGGCAAAGAACCAUCCAACCACACUCUCAGGCCAGGAGGACCGCCCCCAAUCCCCAAAUCUCCAUCCAAGCUAAAGCCAGCAAUGCCUCCUCCACCCAAGGUGACCCCAUCUAAAGAGAUGAAAACAGAGAACAUCAUCAACCUGUUUGAUGCUGCUGCAGCUACUCCUGACAUCAGUGUCACCUCCCCUACAGAGUUUGACAGUCCUGCAGUGAGCAGCCUAUUGGACAUGGACCUGGACUCUUUCAGUGCAGCACCCAAAGCCUCCAUGGUCACACAGCCUGCAAAUUGGGACUCAUGGCAUGAGGACAGGGGUGACCAGGAAGAGGACACCGAGCAGCACUAUGACCCUGUGGCUGCUGCUGCAGAGGCCUGGGGCGAUGACGGUACGCAGCCUGUCCGCUAUGACCCCAUAGCAGCGGCUGCAGAGGGCUGGGGGGAUGACGGAACCCAGCCAGUUUGCGAUGACCCUGUGGCUGAGGCUCAGGAGGGAUGGGGGGAUGAUGGGAGCCAGCCGGUUCAUUACGACCCCCUGGCUGAAGCCCAGGAGGGCUGGGGCGAUGAUGAUAGCCCGCCGGUCACAGAGGUGCCUGCCACCAAUGAUGAAACCCCGGCUGCUGAGGCUCCAGCUGACACCCCUGAGGAAGAAGCCUCCCCGGCAGCCACCUCGCUGGAUAAUGAAGCGGGUCAGGAUGAAUCUGCAGCAGCUGCUGCGGCAACUCCGGAAGAAGAAGAAGCAGUGGCAGAAGAGACACCGGCAGUGGUGGCAGAGUCAACAGAAGCAGCGUCAGAGCUUGCAGAAAUGCCCCCUGGCUUCCUGUUCAAGGUCCAGGUGAUGCAUGAUUACGCUGCCAACGACACAGAUGAACUGGAGAUGAAGGCUGGAGAUGUGGUGCUAGUAAUCCCCUUUGACGGCCCUGACGAACAGGAUGACGGCUGGCUGCUGGGAAUGAAGCAGGACGACUGGCAGCAGAACAAAGAAAAUGCCACCAAAGGAGUAUUCCCCGAAAACUUCACCCAGAGGCUGUGAAUGAGGGAGGACAGAACGUCAUUCCAGUUUCUUUCUUUAUGUCUCCCGUCAUCUUGCCUCUCUCCUUCAUAUCGUCUCUUGCCCUGAUACUGUAUCUUAACUAGGACUUUGGCCAUAGAAGCAGAGCUGUCUCAGCCCUUGCUGAAAUCAUGCAUUUCUAAGGUCUGGCACACUGUGCUAAAAGCGGAUCUCGCCAUUUCUGUGGAUUUCUGCCGCCAUUUAUGAAUUACAGAUGAACGUAGUCAUUUCACAAGCGCCACUUGGUCUUGCUGCCUGGUAGGUUGCUUCUCCGUAACAGAGGAGAUGAUGGGAGAAAGUUUGUUGCGGGGACUGGGGAACCUCAGCAAUGGCUACUGUUGUAAUUUCAUUAUAAUGUUUUAUUUUUAGUCAUGUCGCAUCAUAAAUUCUCCAAGGCAUAGUCCACCACCAUAACAGAGAAGACAUCUUUUGAAAAGUGCUUCUGUCAUCUGAUAUUGAGAGAUUGGGAACUGUGUGAAAUUAUUAAGACAAUGCAAAUUGUAGCAAGUACCCCUACACACCAACACACACACACACACACACACACACACACACGCACGCACGCACGCACGCACGCACACGAACAUGGACACGGACACACGAACACGGACACACACAAUGUUUCACAAAGGUGCAGGGGGUGCAAUUACUAAAAGCAGACUCAGAGGACACAGAUAUUUCUAGCUGGCAACUUCAUCUCAUCAAUCUGCAAAAAGACCUUUGAGCACAAAAGGUGCCAAAGUCCAAUCAAGUCCUUCGGUUCUCAGACGGGUGAUCACACUCCUGACACAUUGCCGUUUGGACGCAUCCAGCCAAUCCUUUACCCCUACUUUAAUUAGUGACUUGUGAAUCAUGGGCCUUUGGUUGUUGUAUUAGUUUAGAUUCUAUGGUGGUAUAGGUAGAAUGACGCUGUUGUUAAAAUCCUAAUAAAUGCAUAUGCAGUUAAGUGGUCAUCGAACACCAGCCUACAGUUACGGUGACAGCAGGACUUAUAUACGAAAAAAGGUUUUAGAAAAUCAAAACAGAAAGACUGGUCUCAGAGCAGAAAAAAAUGACUGUUAAAAUAUUUUUUUUUUAACAGACGUGUUUUUUUGACAGUGGUCUUUUCACGAGAGAUUCCAAAUAUGCAUUAGUCAGGCUUGCUAAAACAAAUUUUAAAAAGCUAGCCAACGAACUAAUAAUAAUAAUAAUCAAAAUAUGAUAACUGAGCGAGCCUCAUUAAUUGGAAAAGAAAAGUGCCGAAAACAAUUCCUUCUGUUUGCAUAGAGACGACUUAGCUCAAAUGCAGAUGACUCCGAAUAUGCACCAGAGCAACUUCUUUUAUUUUUGUAUGCUGCCGAGCAAUGAUUACAUAAAGCCUAAUGUAACUAUGUCAACAUAAUUGCCAACUGAGGAGUGUUUUGUACUUUUGUCAGGUUUACCGCUCUCAACAUAGUCACACACUGUAGGUAGUUAAAACUAUCUCACACACUGUCAUUCAUUGCCGUCACCGACCCAAAGCAGAUUCACAUUUAUCAUGAUGUUACUGACAUGUAAUACGUGUGAGAGAAACCGUAUGUAUGUGUGAUUGUAUGUGUGCGUGUUUAUGGGAAGCAUAAAUUCUUUAUCUAUAGGCUACUGUUAUUGGACGAUAUCACCGCCACCCGCCGGGGGCCGAGGCCGUCCGUUUUACAGUAAAGCUGGACAAAGGCAGCGCAAAUGUAUUUGGGUCUUUUUCCACUGGCUGGUAUUAUGAUUCCAGGUGUUAUUGUGCAUUUGUUGUGUAUAAGUGUAAUUUUGCCAAGCUGUGAUGACAUACAUAUUAUAUAAAUACAUUCAUAUCUGUAUGUGAGUUACUGUGAGCAUGCUGACUUCCCAUGUGUUGUGUGAACACCCUUGAUUUAAGAAAAUGAUACUUGGGUCACUUUUGAGGCAGCUGAAACAGGCUUUUUUUUAAUUUUGUCUUAUAAUUUAUUUUCUUAAUCUUGGUAAGCGGCAUGAUAGGCAGAUAUAUGCUGUAUAUUUUUCCAUCAUUCCCCUUCGUGUUAGACUUUAUUAUAACUGCUUGUUGUUCAUCAGCCUUGCCUCAAAAUGUUGCCGGGUAAUCAUGAUACGAACGAGUUAAACAUGAUCACACGGAGACCAGACACAUAGAGAUCAAUUCCAAACCCCCAGACUCAGGUGGACAGAUUUUUGGUUUUCAGUUUCACCUCUCAUAUUUUGUUUUCAUAGUUUAUGUAUAACAUGGUGAGUGUUUUACCUGGGUCUGGUUCUCGAUCUGUCUUUAUGGAUCAGUCUCCUGCGAUUAGCUAUGGGAUACAACAAAAAAGGUUUUUCCUUUACCUAACUGACCGGAAAUAAUAAAGAUUACUUACAAUCUC
Molecule: messenger RNA, 4725 nt
Organism: Scophthalmus maximus (turbot)
Lineage: Eukaryota; Metazoa; Chordata; Actinopteri; Pleuronectiformes; Scophthalmidae
Gene: bin1a
Product: myc box-dependent-interacting protein 1
Exons: 20
Coding region: 437-2347 (636 amino acids)
Biological process (GO): regulation of endocytosis
Cellular component (GO): plasma membrane; cytoplasm; synaptic vesicle
Molecular function (GO): tau protein binding; phospholipid binding
Source: RefSeq, a predicted model, not a curated record